ACACGAAAGGACACAUCUAAUGUUUUCGAGUCGUGAAACAGUGUCGCCGGCAAUGACUAGCGAGUGCGACCGUGCGACGUUCAUUCCAGCGUGAAACGCCAGACCGUAUGCAUCGUUUGUCAGAAGAAUAACAUCGUCAAAUUUCUUGCAUACACUCUGUGUGAUAGAGAACGUUGCAAUGACAAACAGAGACAAAGACAAUUUCGCCGGCAAUGCUGCCGGGGACACCAGUGGUAAACAUGACAAAAAAAAGCCAAGAAAGUUCAGCCAACAACAUGGAAACAGAAAUCGUUCGUACAAUAAUUAUUAUGGAAAAACUCGGUACCAAGGUGGAGGAAAUGACAGACGGCAUCAUUAUAGUAAGAGACCUAGAUUUGAGGUUGGUGAAAGGCUUAAAGAAGUUGAUCUUGGUAUCACAGAAUAUGUUGGAAAUGCAGAAGGUUUUACUGGAACUAUCAAAGAAAGAUUUACUGAUUUUGUAGUUCAUGAAAUCAGUACAAAUGGAGAAGUUGCUAAAUUGACUAAUCAGGAUAUCCCACCAGAUCCAGAAGACCUAUUGGAUCUUGAAGAAUUGAGGAAGCAAAUAACUGAUGAUGUAUGGGAAAAAUUACAGACUAUUACAGAAGACAACUCUGGCAUUGAGAUAGAUGUUACUGACAUGGAUAAGGAACAACGAAAGUGUAUUCAUCAGAUUGUAAAAAAAUUGACUACAGUUGUGAGUGAAACAAAGGAAGUUGGUAACAAAAAAGUUAUUGUAUUUUCUAAACAGUAUGCUAAAAGAUAUGGUGUUCGAACUCAAGAUCAUAGAACUGAUUGGUCAAGUAGAGGUGGCAAUUUCUGUCAUUUUAUUUUACACAAGGUCAAUAUGGAUACAAUGGAUGCCCUGAACCAGAUAGCAAGAGUUUUACGAAUAAAAUCAAAUCUUUUCACCUAUUCUGGUACCAAAGAUCGUAGAGCAAAGACUACACAAUGGAUUUGUGUAAGGAAAAUGAAUCCUAAGAAAAUUUUCAGUGCUGCAAGAGUUGUCAGAGGAGCUUUUGUAGGUAACUUCAAAUUUGAAAAAGAUCCUCUCAAGUUAGGCAAACUAUAUGGUAAUAGAUUUACCAUUGCACUUAGAAACAUUAGUGCACCAGAUGAUUUAAUUGAGAAAGCAAUGGUUUCACUUCGUGACAAUGGAUUUAUUAAUUAUUAUGGUUUACAAAGAUUUGGUACCAUUGCUGCUAUACCUACGUAUGAGAUUGGUAAAGCCCUCUUGAAAGGUGACUGGGCUGAAGCUGUUGACUUGAUUUUGAAACCUAGGGAAGGAGAACAAGACACAUACUUAUCUGAAGCACGAGAAAUCUAUAAAAAUACUAAAGAUUCUCGUUUAGCAUAUCAAAAGAUUGGUGGUCGCCAUGAUAAAAUUGAAGCUAAGCUCUUAUGGGGACUUAAUAUUUGCGGGCCGAAAAAUCUCCUAGGAGCAUUGGACAUGGUUCCAAGGAAUACCACAUUGAUGUAUGUCCAUGCAUAUCAAAGUUAUAUUUGGAAUCUCAUGGUUUCCAGGCGCAUUAAGGAAUUUGGACUUAAACCAAUUGUUGGAGACUUAGUUUAUGAAAAUCCCGAUUCAAAAGAUGAUACAGAAAUUUUACAUGAUGAUAGUCAUCUUGACAUUGAUGAUGAUGGUAAAUCUCACUCUGACGAACCAUCUGACCCUAUUAUUGAUGACCACAAAACUGAUGAUGAGUCUAAGUCCAAGGAUGAAUUUGAAAAACAAGCAAGUGCCGAAAAUCAGCCACAGGACAAGAAAGAAGACAAAACUGAAGAUGAUAAGGCUAGUGACAAGAGCGACUAUGAAAAGCCAUUACCAAAAGUCAAAAUUUUGACAAAAGGUGAUUUGCCUAAUUAUAGCAUGGCUGAUAUCAUCAUGCCUCAACCAGGAUGGAAGGUGACUUAUCCUACAUACGCCAAAUCUUGGUUUGAAGAAAUUCUUGAAAAAGAUGGACUUACUCCAGAACUCAAACAGAAAAACAAAAAAUUCACUCUUAGUGGAUCUUAUAGAAAGAUUUUCCAAGUACCACAACAUUUGACUUGGAAAAUUUUACGUUAUAAUAACAAGAAUCAAGAUUUGAUUCUUUCUGAUAUUGAUGAAUUAAGGGAGGUUGAGCCUCCCAAAAAUGAACCAGACGGUGCAUUCAAAGCUUUGAUUGUCCAAAUGUCUUUGCAAUCAUCUUGCUACGCCACGAUGGCUUUGCGAGAAGUUUUGAAGUGUGAUACAUCUUCGCAGACACACGCCGCUCAAACUGCUGCUUUCUACGAAGCACACGAGAAGAGCGAGGAGGCCAAAAUUAAAGAGCAGGACAAGCAGAGUGGCUGUGAAUCCGAAGAUACUUCUCAUGUCGAACAAUCAGGACUCGAGCGUAGUAGUCACGAUGUUUAUCUAUCAGCAGAGGAUUUAGCCACUGAGAAAAAAAGCAAUAUUUCGACUACAAGUAGUGCCUUGGAGGAUUCAGUGUCCUCGUCCAAGUUAACUGAUAGAGCUGCCAAUAGUAUGUUAGAAGAGUCUCUUUUGGAAGAGAAGACUGAAACUAAAACUGAGCUAGCCCAAAAGUACGGGGUUGAUACUAUCAACGAUUCGGGCAUCGAGCCUGGUUCUGUGAUUAAUGUAUAAGCUUACUUAUGUAUGUCACGGUUUAACUUUUUGAUAUCAAAGAUUAAGUAUAUUUCUUAAGUUUAUUUAAAAAUUACGUUAAAUUGAAAAUGAUAGUUUAAAAAAUGAUUAUAUGCAGUUACGUUUCAUAAUUUUGAUUAAUAAAACAAAGUUUUUUUAUGCUACUAAUAUUGUAAGCCUUAGUCGUAAUUAUACGAUUAUCGAAUAUAGUUUUUGAAUAAAUGACUAUUUUGAUAGA
This is a messenger RNA of Phymastichus coffea, 2885 nucleotides long. It is a transcript of the gene Pus7, whose product is annotated as pseudouridylate synthase 7 homolog. NCBI's taxonomy places the organism in Eukaryota, Metazoa, Arthropoda, Insecta, Hymenoptera, Eulophidae. The transcript is spliced from 7 exons. Gene Ontology annotation, cellular component: nucleus. Bases 179 to 2647 code for a protein of 822 amino acids. Gene Ontology annotation, biological process: pseudouridine synthesis. The record is from RefSeq and is a predicted model, not a curated record. Gene Ontology annotation, molecular function: RNA binding; pseudouridine synthase activity.